AUGUACAAAUUCCAUAAAUAUUUAUGUAAAUUAACUUAUGAUUAUCCAUUCCAAGAUCCAACAUUACCAAUGGAUAUAAGAUUAGACAAUCUCAUGUCACUGUUAACUCCAGAAGAAAAAAUCAAUAUGUUAUGGAUGGAUGGAACAACACCAGAUGGAGAAUUACCUGAUUUAGCUGUUCCACGUUUAAAUAUUCGUGGAUAUUCUUGGAUGGGACAAGGAUAUGUUUAUCGAUCAGCAUCAAAUGGUUGUAAUAUUAAUUGUUAUAGUUCUGUAACUGAUGGAAAUGUUUCUGUAUUACCACAAGGUACAGGAAUUGCUUCAACAUGGAAUAAAAAUUUAAUUUUUCAAUCUGGUAUUAUGAUUAGUGAUGAAAGCAUGGCAAUACAAUAUAAUUAUAAAAAUAAAAGUAUUGAUUAUAAAACUGGUGCAUCAAGUGUUAUUAAUAUUGCUAGAGAUCCAAGAUGGGGAAGAGUACCAGAAACAUAUGGUGAAUGUCCAAUAUUAACUAGUGAAAUAGCAGUAGCUUUCAAUAAAGGUCUUAUGGGUUAUGCAAAAUUAGAAGAUACACAAUUAGAAUAUGGAAUUUAUAAAGUUAUACCUGUUAUGAGACAUUUUAUUGAUUAUAACGGUCCUGAUAAUGGUAGAUUUAGUUUUAAUGCAAUUAUAUCUGAUGCUGAUUUAAGAAUAACAUAUUUACCUGUAUGGAAAAAAACUUAUUGA
Messenger RNA from Rotaria sp. Silwood2, 723 nucleotides. The record is from the annotation of a GenBank genome assembly. NCBI's taxonomy places the organism in Eukaryota, Metazoa, Rotifera, Eurotatoria, Philodinida, Philodinidae.